AUGGAGGACGACACAUUUGAGCUUGAGGCCCCCACCGUCGAGCCUGGUUAUGACGAGGAAGCUGGCGCCCCCGCCCCUCAUGUGCGCGCCGUGCCUGAGCCCGUGCGCAAGUUCGUCGUGCUCUUCCACAAGUACUUCAUCCAGAAGAACGUGGACAAGAUCACCGGCAUCUACCACUACACCUUCAGCAAGCUCACUGACAGGUUCUUCAAGGAUUCUACUUGGCCCUCCGAGGAGACCAUCGCUCCCCUUGUCAACAAUGACAAGGUGUUCCUCCUCAUGUACAAGGAACUCUACUUCCGUCACAUCUACUCCAAGCGAGAGCAGCCUUCGCUCAACGCUCGCUUCGAGUCGUGGCACAACUACCGCCAGCUGUUCGACUACGUCCUCGCGCUGGAGGACGAGGCCGAGCUGGGCCUGCCCCUGCAGUGGCUGUGGGAUAUGGUGGACGAGUUCCUCUUCCAGUUCCAGUCCUACUCCCAGAACCGCUGCAAGCUCGCCAACAAGUCUGCCAACGACCUCGCGCUCUUCAAGGAGCACCCCGACGUCUGGAGCGUGACUAGCGUGGUCACCUACCUCGAGGCGCUGUCGACCAAGGGCAAGGUGGUGGAGCUGCUCGCGGCACAGAACGCCGACAGCAAGCCGCCGCAGGCGCAGCAGUACACGCUGGGCCAGGCCCUGGGCUACUUCGCCCUCGUCGGUCUGUCGCGCGUGCACUGCCUGCUGGGCGACUACCACAGCGCCCUGCGCGCCCUGGAGCCCAUCGACCUCACCCGCCGCGGCCUCUACACGCGCGUCACGGCCUGCCACGUGGUGGGCUCCAUCCUCACCUACAUGACCCGCACCAAGCAGUACCACACCCGCUCGUACCAGUACGAUCAGAUGAUGAAGAAGAACGAGCAGCUCUACUACCUGCUCGCCCUCGCCGGCGCCCUGGCCCCGCAGGGCACCGGCCCGCUCGGCAACGACACCGUCGAGCAGGCCCUCCACGAGAAGUGCGGCGACAAGCUCAUCCGCAUCAACCGUGGCGAGCUCGCUGCCUACGAGGACAUGUUCAACAAGGCGUGCCCCAAGUUCAUCCACCCGUCGCCGCCCAGCCCCGACGCUGCGCCCAACGCCUCGGCCGCCCAGACCGACGAGGCCGCCGCCGCCUCGCUGCCCCACGACUACCACCAGGAGCCGCGCAGGCUGCAGGCCCGCGUGUUCAUGCAGGAGGUCGAGGAGCAGGCCCCGCUCGGCACGCUGCGGUCGUUCCUGCGGCUGUACACGACCAUCUCCAUCCCCAAGCUGGCUGGCUUCCUCGAUGCCGACGUGGCGACCGUGCGGGCGCAGCUCAUGUGCUACAAGCACAAGACCGCGCACGCGCCCCACCUCGGCCCGCGUCUCCCCGACUCAGCCACGCCCCACGACGUCACGUUCCACAUCCAGGGCGACAUGGUCCACGUCGUCGAUGCCAAGCAAGCGCGUCGCUACACCGACUACUUCCUCCGCCACAUCCACAAGUUUGACUCCAUCCACUCGCGUCUCCUCACCCACCAGCAGCAGUAA
Acanthamoeba castellanii str. Neff is the source of this 1548-nucleotide messenger RNA. RefSeq names its product eukaryotic translation initiation factor 3 subunit 6 interacting family protein. Gene Ontology annotation, cellular component: cytoplasm; eukaryotic translation initiation factor 3 complex. Lineage: Eukaryota; Discosea; Longamoebia; Acanthamoebidae. The record is from RefSeq and is a predicted model, not a curated record. The coding region runs from base 1 to 1548 and encodes 515 amino acids. The transcript is spliced from 8 exons. Gene Ontology annotation, molecular function: translation initiation factor activity. Gene Ontology annotation, biological process: translational initiation.